UGCGGUCAAAACUAUGGCUGUCGAGUGUCGAUUUACAGUGUUGGUCGACAAGCUUUGAAGCCUUGUUGUAAUUUUUUUAAUAUUGUUCUUCAAUAUAUUAUUUUAAUGUAAGAAGAAUAACAGAUAAAUAACUAAUAAAAGAAUGGCAUUUAGGGGUUGAAAAUAUUUAAACUGAGGGACGGCUGCCGUCCGUGUGCUAAAAAAAUUAUUACUUUUUGAGGUAUUGUAUCGAAAAUGGCACAAGUCGGUGCUAACAUGGAAUACCAAGAAUAUAAAUGGGCUUACUCAAUUAUGGAUUCAUCUAAGGUGUCAGCUUGUUUGAUCUCAAUGUUGCUGAUAGUUUACGGCAGUUUCCGGUCUCUUAAUAUGGAGAGGGAAGCGCGCGAACGAGCCGAGAGGGAGACUUCAUCUACAUCCUCGGCUAAUAAUAAUGUCCAGACCCUGAGUACUAUGCAGGCUCUGUGCUUCCCUCUCGGUUCGUCUGUGGCGUUGCUGAUAAUGUUCUUCUUCUUCGAUUCCAUGCAGACCCUAGUCGCUAUAUGCACAGCCAUUAUAGCAUGCGCGGCGCUGGCGUUUCUAUUGACGCCGCUCUGCCAGUACGUAGCGGGCGGCGUGGUGGGGGCGGGGGCUGCGCGCUGCGGACGGUACUCCGCCCCCGAACUGGCCGCAGCCCUACUGGCAGCCGCUAUAGUAGCAGUGUGGGUACUCACAGGCCACUGGCUGCUCAUGGACGCUAUGGGUAUGGGCCUGUGUGUGACCUUCAUCGCUCUCAUCCGUCUGCCGUCUCUGAAGGUGUCCACGUUGCUCCUCACCGGUCUCCUCUUGUACGACGUGUUCUGGGUGUUUUUCUCCUCCUACAUAUUCACCACCAACGUCAUGGUGAAGGUUGCCACUAGACCGGCUGAGAAUCCUAUGAACGUGGUAGCCAGGCGUCUUCAGCUCGGCGGUGCUAUGAGAGACGCUCCAAAACUCUCUCUGCCCGCCAAACUAGUCUUCCCUUCAAUGCAUCACCAGGGACACUUCUCUAUGCUCGGUCUCGGUGACAUCGUGAUGCCGGGAUUGUUGCUGUGCUUCGUCUUACGUUACGAUGCUUACAAGAAGGCGACGCUCGUGUGUCAGAUGGGACAAGUCCCCGGUCCCAGGUCAAUGGGCUCUCGUCUGACGUACUUCCAUUGCUCGUUGCUGGGUUAUUUCCUUGGCCUGUUGACUGCUACCGUAUCCGCGGAGGUUUUCAAGGCAGCUCAGCCGGCGCUACUCUACCUGGUGCCCUUCACGCUGCUCCCGCUCCUCACAAUGGCAUAUGUUAAGGGAGAUCUGAGGAGAAUGUGGAGCGAGCCUUUCAUACCACCGUCCGGGAAGAGCGCUGCCGACUUCGACGUUUGAACCACGACACGCUCGGACGCGGACUAACUUUCUGAAAGGUGUAUUUAAUAAUAAAAAAAAAACAUUUUUGUAUGUCUGUCUGAAUAGUAUUCCUCUGAGAGAUUGUUCAAACUAUACUUUUAUAUUUAGUUUCUAUUAAGUACAUAGGUAAAGUUUAAAUGAUUUGAAAAUAAUAUUUAUAUGGGCAUGAACAAAGUAUGCUCAAUAAAUUAUAGACGUCGUGGCAUGUAAAUUGAAAUACUCACAUUAUUUUAAGUGUCCACAAAUGUAUCGUAAAUUUAUCACAAGAACAAUAUAAGUGACUCAUUGUACAGUAUUGUAAUAUGGCUGUUUUAGGCGGCCCAUACAUGUGCAAAAAUUGUGCACAAUAUUUUUAUUGUGCAAUAAUAUUGAAUACUCUCUUUGAAUCCAAACGUUCAGUAAUGUUUACCGAUAAGAUUGUCAAACCAUUCACGUGACUGAACCCAUCACGACCGCUCGAAACAGUGAACUGAAAAGAUAUUGCGCAAGACCAACUCUACACAGUACAAGAAAUACUUAUUGCCCAAUAAAGUUUGAGCUCGCUCGAACUUCUGUUCAGUCAUUGCGCAAUUCUUCAAUAUCAUCCCUACACUGCUAAUAAUAUUGUACAACCAACUAUAUUGCGCAAUAUUAUUGUAGAUGUAUGGGCCGAAUCAGAGCCGGGCUUUUUAAUGUAAUUUUUCUUUGUUCGGUCUAAGUUUGUAAAAGCUUUUUUUUCUUUGUCACACGAAUUUACACAGGGUGGCUUGUACCAGUGCACAGAGAUUGAAAAAUAUAAAUAUAUAUAUAUUUCUUGAUAAUUAAAAAUUAUUAUAAUCAUGAUACAACACGAGAAAAAAGUUUGUGUGGAACUUUAACUAGAAAUUAAUGAGAUCCGUAUGUUAUUUUAUAUCACAAUUUAUACGAUAUUAAAGAAUAUAAUGUCUAUUAAUAUGUAAUAAAAACUUCAAUACAAAUGUUCAGGUCACAACGUCAUAUUAACAUAUACAUAAAUCUAUAGAGAUCUUUCACAUCUGUGCCAAAAUAUCUGACAAAUUUUAUGUGGCAGACGAACAAGCAAUGUGUAUUGUGCGCACCUUAUUAGAUGAAAAUAUAAAUCGUUUAUGCAAUAUACUAAUCUCAUUAAAAUCAAUCUGAUGUUUUCGAUUCGUUGUUAGUAUUGUAACUACUUGAUUUACAAAAAAAAACAAAAAACGAAAUGAAUAAAAAUGAGUAAUGACAGAGCUGUGUGCGAAGGUAAUGUUUAAAGAAAAUAAAUUUAUAUAUACGUGUGUUUGAAUAUUCAAAAUGUUCAAACAUUUGGAGGUUUUUGUAGCGUUUCUUUGUAAACUUGUGUCACAUUGAAUAGUUCUACGGUUUACUCAAUUUAUGAUCAAACUUUGUUAUCACUGCCUUAGACUGAUGUUUUCAUAAAGAUUUCUAUGUGUUUGAUUAAUAUAAGUAAAUAAUUGUCUAAUUAGAUUUCUAGGCUACCUAACGUUGUUAAUUGAAUUUAUAAAUGAAGUUUAUGUUAGAUGAUAAGCAUAUGAGUGUUUUUUUUGGUAGCUAUAUAUCUUUUGAAUAUCAUUUUUAUACUUGUAUCCUAUGUCUCUGAUAUAUUUCUGAAUUAUUAACGAGCAGUAUUUUUUUUUAUAUACAAAAAGUGAUAUAAUUUUAUCGAGGCUUAUGAUUGAAGUUUUGUAUUAGUUUGACACGAACUCGAAUUAAUUUUGAAUCCUCAUUACGGGAAAUGUAAGAAUGAAUUGUGUAAGAUCUCCUAAAAGUCACCGGCUCAUUUCUCAUUUAUAAUAAAACGCGUUUCAUAUCAUUCUGUACAUAACCGUGAAAUGUAAAAUGUAAAUUGGUAUAAGUUUUCUAUCACUUAUCUCAUGCCUUAAAAGUAAUGUAAAUAUAGCAGACACAUGACAUUUUACUUACCCACAUAUAUAUGAAAAAAUGCAUUUAAUAUUUUUAUAUGUAUGUGAUGGUAAUACCUAAUAAAAAUAUUAGAUGGACA
Messenger RNA from Danaus plexippus (monarch butterfly), 3400 nucleotides. RefSeq names its product signal peptide peptidase-like 3 (gene SppL). The transcript has 10 exons. Gene Ontology annotation, molecular function: aspartic endopeptidase activity, intramembrane cleaving. Lineage: Eukaryota; Metazoa; Arthropoda; Insecta; Lepidoptera; Nymphalidae. Bases 235 to 1383 code for a protein of 382 amino acids. Gene Ontology annotation, biological process: membrane protein proteolysis. Gene Ontology annotation, cellular component: lumenal side of endoplasmic reticulum membrane; Golgi-associated vesicle membrane; cytoplasmic side of endoplasmic reticulum membrane. The record is from RefSeq and is a predicted model, not a curated record.